AUGGCCCCCACCAAGCCCAGCCGGCUGCCCCAGGUGCUGCUGCUGGCCGCCGUCGGGCUGGCUCUGAUGGCGGCAGCCGCCGCCGCCGAUGACGCCGUGGCGGCCUCCGCCGCUGGCCAGGACCCCUGGCGCAAGGGCGAGACCUGGCCCACCUUCAAGGGCCCCCGCGGCAAAGACAAGCGCCCGAUCUUCUCCUCCUUCAAGGAGUAUUCUGCGUUCUGCGACAAGACCUGGCCCGACCCCAACACCCCCGUUGGCUGCAAGCCACCCAAGGGCUCUGGCCUCAAGUUCAACCCCAAGCGCAUGCCCAAGGGCGUGCUGCCCUACGGCGCCUGCACCGGCAGGCCCCUGGACCACAAGGAGCACACCAUCAACAAGGACGCCAACGCCACCCGCCCCGCAAAGCCCGUGCCGCCGCCUAAGAAGUACCAGCCCGCCAAGUCCUCCGGCAACCAGGGCAAGCCCUGGGGCAAUGGCAAGCCCGCCGGCCGUCGCCUGCUGGGCGGCGAGGAGGGCGCGACCGUCAUGCGUGCCGCGCACGUGCGUGCCACUCGCACCCACCGUCGCCUGCACCAGGCCGGCGGCGGCGCCGACCAGUGCCCGGGCCUGCAGUGCGUCACCAACAUCCCCAGCCUCGCCCUCGACUUCUCCCUGCCCCUGGACUUGCCCGACGGCUCCACCCUGGACCUGGGAGAGGUGAUCGACCCCUCCACCAUUGUCAACGACUUCCUGGCACUCACCGGCGGCGCCCUCUGCGACCUCUCCUUCUCUGGCGCCGACAUCGCCAGCGGCGCCUGGCUGGCCCAGCUGAUCGGCCGCUCCAACUCCUCGCUGGCACAGAAGGCCGGCUCCCUGGUGCCGCUGUUCAACAAGAUGCCGCUGCGCCAGGACGUGAAUUACCUCAUCAUGGGCUUCCCCGCCGGCAUCCCGCCCUCCACGGGCAAGGACGGCGCGCCCGCCUCCAAGCUGGACAAGGUCAAGGGCGUGCUGGGUCUGGGCGUGGGCGUGGCCCUCAACCCCUGCACCCUGGACCUCCACCUCCAGUUCUUCGGCCUCAGCGCGGGCCCCAUCCCGCUGGGCAGCUCCGGCCUGGAGCUGACCCUGUCCGCCGACUCUGUGGGCUUCUCCCGCGACGGCCUCAUCCCCUCCAACCUGGACAAGAUCGGGCUGAACCGCCGCUUCUUCACGCCCACGGGCUUCCGCGACGUGCCCGCCGCCGCCCCCACCGGCCACCUGUACUUCCAGGGCAGCGGCGCCGUGUCCCCCGCCGCCCUGGGGGCCCUGCAGAAGUUUGUGACGGUGUCGUUCAAGGCCACCCUCAAGGCCCUCAUUAAUACCGACCCGCUCAACGACAACCAGGUGGGCGUGCCUGCCAGCUUCGACGACUUCCGUGUGCUGGCCAACCUGGAUGCCGCACCCGUGAUCAACCUGGGCGGCAAGAUCCCCCUGGAGCUGGGCGACAUCUUCCAGGCCAGGACCAACCUGUACCUGGCAAACGACAACGAUGGCUUCACGCUGGCCGCCGGCCUCAACAUCACCCAGGGCGGCCUGGGCGGACUGGUGAGUGCGCGGGCUGGGCAAGCUGGUGACGAUGCCUGUGGAGGCGCGGGACGCCAUCUCAGCCAUCUUCAACGCCGGCCAGAUCGGCAGCCCGUGCUGCUCAAGGGCCUGAACGUGUUUGCCGGCGCCGAGGGCUGGGCGCUGCGUGUGGAGCUGGCCGCCGGCAACACGGGCGUGAUGGCGGGCAUCGGCCCCAUGCUGGACCUCAUCCGCCUGGCCUUCCCGCAGGUGCCGCGCACCGUGGGCGGCACCUUUGGCAUCUCGGGCCGCACCCAGGGCAACGGCCUGCCCAUUGGCGUCACGCUGGGCCUGAACGGCGUGGGCGACAAGACGCUCUACUUCUGCUCCACCACCGCUGACUGCCCCUCGGGCUCCUCCUGCCAGCUGGGCCUGUGCUCCACCACCACCUGCGGCUCGGGCACCUUCCCCACCUCCGCCAUCUCCUGCUCCCUGGCGGCCUGCCCCCCCGGCUUUGUCAACACGGGGCUGACCUGCGUGGAGCAGUGCAAGGCGGGAGAGGUGGACCAGGGCGCCACCUGCGCCGCAUGCCCCGCCGGCAAGGAGUAUGAUGCCGGCCUGUGCUACACCCCCUGCGACCGCGCCAGGAACUACUACCCCGUUGGCCCCGUGUGCUGGCAGCGCUGCGGCGCCGGCUUCACCGACAUCGGCGCCCUGUGCCGCUUCAACGGCCGCUCCAGCUUCGGCAAGGGCUGCUGCUGCAUCAAGGCCUUUGGCCGCGACAACGGCUGCUGCGGCUGCCCCGCAAACAUGAACGACGCGGGCUGCUUCUGCUACCCCACCACCAUUUGGAAGUCCUCCUACGGCCGUGGCGUGGGCACCGUGCCCGGCAUCCGGAACAAGCAGUCCAGGAGCCGCAUCGUCAUCCCCACCGUCACCCUGCCCAACUGA
Messenger RNA from Chlorella variabilis, 2469 nucleotides. RefSeq lists its product as hypothetical. The coding region runs from base 1 to 2469 and encodes 822 amino acids. Lineage: Eukaryota; Viridiplantae; Chlorophyta; Trebouxiophyceae; Chlorellales; Chlorellaceae. The record is from RefSeq and is a predicted model, not a curated record. The transcript has 12 exons.